Symbiodinium sp. CCMP2592 is the source of this 4113-nucleotide messenger RNA. NCBI's taxonomy places the organism in Eukaryota, Dinophyceae, Suessiales, Symbiodiniaceae. The record is from the annotation of a GenBank genome assembly.
AUGCCUUCUCGCGAGCGCCGAGUGUGGUCCUGGGACGGCCUCGCAAGUGGCCUGGCCCCGAGGGCUUCCCGACGACAGUCAGGCUGCUUUGGGACGACAAGGCCCUGUAUGUCUGCUGGGAAUUGGAGGGUGCCACGGCGGCGGCGAUCGAUGAUCUUCGCCAGAGCCAGCUUGGUGGAGCCUGCGGUCCUCGAGGGACUUGAGGGCGGGAGCGUUCCCGCCAAGAUGCGCUCGGUGCUGCUGGACGAGCGCGUCGAGUGCUUCCUAUGGCAGCCAGAUGGCAGCUCCACCCCGAUCGGCCAGACCUACUACGCCUUCGAGGUGAACUUCGAAGGGAAGAUGUUAACGAAUCGCGCCGUCUUCAACGGAUCCUUCGACUUUCACUGGGACUCGGACUCUGCAGCCAAGGCCUGGACUUCGCAGCUUUCUGUCGGCCACUGCGAUUCCGCGAGCCCUCUGCCAACUGCGGAAUCGCCUGCACCCACGAAGCGCGUGGUGUUCGCCCAGUUUCGCUGGGAUGCCAUGAAGAUGGAUCCAGAGAAGGAGAUUCGGAUCGGCCUCCACCGUGCGCAGCACCCGCACAAGAACGAAGCAGGAAACUUCCUGAGCCGAGAGAUCUCGGAAGCCCUACUCCGGGGGAUGAUCUGGACGACCUUCGUCGAUCCUGGGGAUGCAGAGGUCAACUUCCAUCGCAGCGCCCUCUUUGCGAAGUUGCAGCUGCAGCCCGCUAGUGCCGACAUCAACUGCUCCUGUUGCGCAGCGCGGCUUUUCUCCUCGAAGGCACUCCGCGUGGUGGAGUCGCCACGUCCUUCUCUUGACGAGUGCCCACCAGGCUCACUGCUGAUAAGAGCAAGGUAUGCAUCUCUUUGUGGUUCUGACAUUCCUUAUUUUCGAGACAUGACAUCGCGAGCCCCCAGCUGUUAUUGGGACCGCGACGGCUUUUGCGGGCAUGAGGUGGUAGGUGAGGUCCUGGAGUCCAGCACCGAAAGGUUUGCCAAAGGGGAUUCCGUUCUCUCCUUGCCGUCCUCCUAUUUUAAGGCCCAUGUUGCGACGCAGCAAGAGUGGUACGACGAGGCGGUACACAGCGUGCUUCUCACAAACUUUCCAGUCCGAGGGGGUUUCAGCGAGAUCUUCACCAGCCACGAACUUUGCACGUACAAGAUCAAGGAGUGCAUCCCGCGCAUGCUGGCAGCACAGGCGUUGGGCACCCUCCUCCGAAUGUUCAGGAGGAUGGACUCAUUCUUCGGCAAGAGCGUAGUGAUCCUGGGGCAGGGCCAAAAUGGUCUAAUGGCUACGCGGCUGGUUGCCCAACUCUGCGCAAGGCACAUCCUCGCUGUGGAGCCAUUGGCCUUCAGACGUCGCAAAGCUGAAGAGUUCGGCGCGACCAAAGCCGUUGCGCCGGAGGACGCCGCCGCGGUCGUUGCUGCAGCUACUGGCGGUCGUGGGGCGGAUGUGGUGUUGGAGAUGGUUGGUCACAACCAGGCCACGAUCAACGAUGCUUUGGACCUUGUUGCAAAGCGCGGUACGGUGGUUGCAUUUGGCGUGCCGGAUGAUGCAGUUUACGGAACUUUUCAGUUUGCGAAGUUCUUCCGCAAGAACGUCACAUUGAUGUCGUCUGUGAUACCAGAUCCAGGAAUAGAUUUUCCUCAAGCUGUGGAGCUGAUUGAGCGAGGCAGCUUUAGCACGGAAGGCAUCUUCACCCAUGUCCUCCCACUCGCUGAAAUUCAACAAGCUUUCAAGAUGGCGUCUGAGAAAGUUAACAGCUAUGAUGCCAUCAUCAUUGGCGCAGGGGUGAUUGGAAAUUCCAUUGCGACCGAGCUUUCUCGCAACGGCUGGCGCACGCUCAACGUCGACAAGCUUCCUGGAGCCGGUCAGGGCUCGACAGGCUACUCUUCCGGCAUUUGCCGCACGAUGUACAGCUUGCUGGAUAGUGUGAGAUUUGCCUGGGAGGGGUAUACCUACUUCGACAAGUGGGAGGAACACAUCGGUGUGAAGGAUCCUCAUGGGCUCGCCCGACUUCGACGCUGCGGUGCCUUAGUCCUGCGGUCGGAGGCUUCGCAGCAGUUCCUCGACCGAGUGAUUGCAAGCCACGACGCCGUCGGGCUGCCAUACGAGAACUGGGAGGCACCAGAAGUGAUGAGGAGGCUGAACUUUGAUCUCCAGAGCUAUGGCCCCCAGGUGCGCAUUGAUGAUGAUGCUUUCGGCGAACCCAGAGGAAAGCACGUUUCAGGUGGAGUGUUUUUCCCCAUGGCAGGCUACGUCAGCGACCCGAUGCUUGCGGCUCGAAACCUGCAGACCGCAGCCGAGGCAACGGGGCGCGCAGAAUUCCGGUUCGGUGAGACGGUGACCGCCAUCCGCCGGGUCGGCGGACGAGUUGCAGGCAUCAGCUGCGCCAGCGGCUUGGAGCUUGACAGUCCGGUGGUCAUCAAUGUGGCAGGCCCACACUCCGCGCAGGUCACCCGGCUGGCUUUCGAGGAUCCGGCGGAGAAUGACAUGGCCAUCAGCACCAGACCGAUGCGCCAGGAGGUUGCAUACGUCAAUCCCCCACCCGGCAUCUCCUGGGACGAGGAUGGCCCAGGCUUGAUAUGCACCGACCUGGACGUGGGGGUGUACUUCAGGCCCGAGGUGGGUGGCAAAAUCCUUGUUGGCAGCGUCGAGCCGCAGUGCGAUGAGGACUACCACAUCUACCCUGAGGAUCCCGAGGCAGUCUAUCCUGGCAGAGAGUUGUCCACUUUGACAGACCAGUGGACCAACCAGGUGUACCGCCUGGCCUUGCGGAUGCCAUCGCUGAAUCUACCCGACUCCCAAAGUGCGCAGGGCUGCAGCGCCUGCUACGACGUCACCGAGGAUUGGGUUCCCAUCUACGACAAGUCUUCCUUGCCAGGCUUCUACAUGGCCAUCGGUACCAGCGGUAACCAGUUCAAAAAUGCUGGUGUCGUGGGGCGACUCAUGCGUGAGCUGAUUGAGGCCACGGAGGGUGGCCAAGACCUUGAUAGCAACCCUCUCGAUUUCCAGAUGCAGAGGAUUCCAUGUGGCGGAAGUAUCAGUUCCACUACCUUCUCCCGCAAGCGGCAGAGGCUUCAGACCAGCGGCUCGGUUUUGGGCUUGCGGCCAGUGUAUAGCGAAGGGCCCCUUGGGCUCAAGCUACCUCUGCCAACCGUGUCUUUGCAGGUUGGCGAGGCUGUCGCGAUGGCGGACCCAUCAAAGCCCACAUCAACAGCGCGAGGCAUGCUGCCAGGCAUCCCACAUUAUGUCGACCGCGUCUCGGCCGAGUGCAUUUGGAAGGAAACCUUGGAGAAGGAGACCAGGCUGUUUCAGGAGGGUCGGAAAGCCAAUCCUGGUCCGCCUGCAUACGUCAUGAACUUGGCCAACGCUCAGCGCCUGGGCGACCCCUUGGCACUCAAAAUGCGUCACAGCCGCUUGGAAAUCCUAGCUCCCAAGGUGGAGAAGAACACUCCCCAGGCCAUCAUGUCCGGGGAGAACUGUGAUCCAAAUAGCUUUGACCACAAUGCCCUCAUGCACACCAAAAAGAUGCCGUGCCAGAAGUGGGACGUGCCGUGUACACGGGCGCAGGAGAUUGGCUGGCUCAUUGCAACUCGAAGCAGUGCCCAGGCAGUCGAAGCGAUGAAAGUCAGGAAGAGGUAUCCGGAGGCAGAGGCCCUUGGCAUUUGCCCACCGCCGCGCAGCGAGUCGAUGCCCAGCCUCGAUCGGCGGCUUCCCGAAGCUCCACCGGAUAAACGGCUCAAGCAGCUGAACAACAACAGGUUCUACAGACCGAAGACGUUCUGCGACAUUACUAUGUACGCUGAUAACUACAUGGCCACCAUGCACCAUGACCCGUUACUUUGCGGCACCUGCGUUUCGUUUGCCUUGUCAGUGCCUUUUGCACAGUGCCGAGCUCCCGGGAGAGAACUUGUUACGGCCCCGGCCCGGAGAUUCCCUGCUAGCUUCCAGUUGUACAGUACAGGUGCUACAGCGCCAAAGCACGGACGCUUGCCUCGAAAGCAUGCCAGACACAAGAAGUCUCUAAAGCGCAUAGUCGCCCAGACCCAAUACAACAGAGAAAGCACGACACAUACACACACCCACACACUUGGUUUGACCGUCGAAUGA